CUUUUAGUUCACGCACAGUCCCAUUGUUAUUCCAUAGUUCCUCGCAUUCUCUUUUUUUCUAUUUACAUCAAUCCUGCAAGAGGGCUAUUUUUUACUUCCAGCCAGCUAGCUGUCUUGUCUGUAGUUAUCGUACAGUUGAGCUCACAACCUAACUUCUAGGGGAAGAGAAAGUUCCGGAACAAUGGCUCUGCUGGAAGCUCGUGUGAAAAGUGUCCUCUCUGGCGACACGCUUGUCUUGACACAUGUGACCAACCGGAGCCAGGAGAGGAUCCUCAGUCUCGCCUACGUGUCAGCUCCAAGGUUACGUCGGGAAGGGGAUGAGGCGUUUGCUUUCCAAUCCCGGGAAUUCCUCCGCGAACUCCUCGUCGGCAAGGUGAUCCAGUUCCAAAUCCUGUACUCCAUCCCCACUGGAGCGAAGCGAGAGUAUGGUAUCGUGAAGCUGCCUGGGGGCAGGGAGUUGCCGGAGCUCUGCGUCUCUGAGGGAUGGGCCAAAGUUCGUGAGGAUGCCGGUCGGCGAGACGAGUCCGAAGACACUGCGCUGCUGCUCGACAAGCUGCGAGAGCUCGAGUCCCGGGCACGUGCUGAAUCCAGGGGCGUCUGGGGCCAGGGUGGGAAUAUCGAGGUUUCGUAUGAGGUUUCGGAUCCGAAAGCUCUCGUGGACGGUAUGAAGGGCAGUAUGAUUGAUACUGUGGUGGAGAGGGUGCUCAAUGGCGAUCGACUACUCGUCCGCAUGCAGGUCUCACCUGAGAAGCAUAUCCAGACCAUCCUUGUGGUAGCUGGCAUUCGGGCCCCUUCUGCCAAGCGGGUAAGCGCAGAUGGGACGGAGCAGGCCGGUGAGCCGUACGGUGACCAGGCGCAACAAUUCGUGGAGAUGAGGCUAUUGCAGAGAAAGGUCAAGGUGUCUCUACACGGGACCACGCCGCAGAAUCAGCUCGUCGGUACCGUCCUUCAUCCCAAUGGAAAUAUCGCCAAGUUCUUGCUCGAAGAGGGUCUCGCGAGGUGCGCCGAUCAUCAUUCUACCCUCCUGGGUGGUGAAAUGGCUACAUUCAGACAGGCGGAGAAAAAGGCCAGGGACGCCCGCAAGGGAUUGUUUGCUGCGCAUGUUGCACCCAGAGCUACCCCGUCGGCCGGUGCGGACACAGACUUCGUAGUCAGCCGUAUCUUGAACGCUGAUACCAUUUUCGUGCGAAAUAAGGCCGGAAAGGAGAAGAAAGUCAGCCUUUCCAGUGUGAGACAGCCAAAACCUUCGGACCCUAAGCAGGCCCCGUUUGGAAUCGACGCGAAGGAGUUCCUACGGAAGAAGCUUAUCGGGAAGCAUGUCAAGGUUACGGUUGACGGAAAGAGGCCUGCCACUGAAGGUUUUGAGGAGCGUGAGGUUGCCACUGUGAUGGCUGGCAAUACAAAUAUCGCUCUUGCUCUGGUAGAGGCUGGUUACGCUUCUGUUAUUAGGCAUAGACGUGACGAUGAUGACCGGUCUCCUGAUUAUGAUAGCCUAUUACAGGCCGAAGACGUCGCCCAAAAGGAACAAAAGGGCAUGUGGUCGUCGAAGCCGCCUAAGACCAAGCAAUAUCAAGACUAUUCCGAGAGUGUUCAAAAGGCUAAAAUGGCAUCUUCGGUGCUUCAAAGGCAGAAGAAAGUUCCCGGCGUUGUUGAUUUUGUGAAGUCGGGCGCGAGAUUUACGGUCUUGAUCCCACGCGACAACGCUAAGCUCACCUUCGUCCUCUCCGGAAUCCGGGCUCCUAAAUCUGCUAGAAAUCCAGGCGAAGCUUCCGAACCAUUUGGCCAAGAAGCUCACGACUUUGCAAAUCGCAGGUGUAUGCAGCGCGACGUGGAGAUUGACGUUGAGACCAUCGAUAAAGUUGGAGGAUUCAUUGGCACUCUUUAUGUGAAUCGGGAGAAUUUCGCUAAGAUACUUUUGGAGGAAGGUUUAGCGACCGUCCACGCCUACUCCGCAGAACAAUCGGGGCACGGCCCAGAGCUCUUUGCCGCGGAAAAGAAAGCCAAAGAGGCUAGAAAGGGAAUCUGGCAUGACUGGGAUCCAAGCAAGGACGUGGACGAGGAAUAUGAUGAACCGGCCCCUGCCAAUGGGACCGAGGCUGCUGAACCUACCCAGCGACGGAAGGACUACCGGGACGUCCUCAUUACAAAUAUUGAGGACGACGGUAGACUGAAGGUGCAGCAGAUCGGUGCUGGUACUACUGCGCUGACCGAUCUAAUGAAUUCUUUCCGCGCAUUCCACUUGAGUGGAGCGAAUGCUAAGCCGUUGGACUCCCCUCCCAAGGCCGGAGACCUUGUGGCCGCCCAGUUCACGGAGGACAAUGAAUGGUACAGAGCCAAAAUCCGUCGCAAUGAUCGCGAAGCCAAGCAGGCCGAUGUCGUGUACAUCGACUAUGGAAACACUGAGAGGAUUCCCUGGAGUCGCUUGCGCCCGCUCUCAGCGCAGUUCUCCGUACAGAACUUGAAGCCACAGGCUGCUGACGCGGUGCUUGCGUUUGUUCAGUUCCCGAUGUCUCCUGAAUACCUGGCCGACGCUAGACGGUUCAUCGCCGAACAGACAUUCGAUCGUCAAUUGGUCGCAAACGUUGAGCACGUCACACCGGAGGGAACCCUGUCCAUUACGCUGCUCGACCCAUCAAACUCUGAGAACCUCGAACAGAGUAUCAAUGCUGAUCUUGUCCGCGAGGGCCUUGCGAUGGUACCCCGCAAGCUCAAGGCUUGGGAGCGUUCUGCAGGUGAUACAAUUGGGUCUUUGAAGAAACUGGAGGAGGAAGCUAAGGAACAACGGAGAGGAAUGUGGGAGUACGGCGAUAUCACUGAAGAUUAGAUGAAAAGCCCCCGCUUUUUCUAGCUGAACGUUUGAUGGUAGCC
This is a messenger RNA of Coccidioides posadasii C735 delta SOWgp, 2868 nucleotides long. RefSeq lists its product as uncharacterized. Gene Ontology annotation, cellular component: nucleus; cytosol; RISC complex. Lineage: Eukaryota; Fungi; Ascomycota; Eurotiomycetes; Onygenales; Onygenaceae. The record is from RefSeq and is a predicted model, not a curated record. Gene Ontology annotation, biological process: mRNA catabolic process; regulatory ncRNA-mediated gene silencing. Gene Ontology annotation, molecular function: RNA binding; nuclease activity.